This is a messenger RNA of Didymosphaeria variabile, 555 nucleotides long. RefSeq lists its product as uncharacterized. Lineage: Eukaryota; Fungi; Ascomycota; Dothideomycetes; Pleosporales; Didymosphaeriaceae. The coding region runs from base 1 to 555 and encodes 184 amino acids. The transcript has a single exon. The record is from RefSeq and is a predicted model, not a curated record.
AUGGCGAAUGCAGCAGCCUCAAAGGACAUGCCAACCUCGACCCAAACCGAGGAAAAACCCCUCCCCAAACUCACCGCUGCGCAAUUCAGAACCUACAACCACAUGGCCGAGCAUAUGGAGUACUUCCACAACAACUUCCGCCAGACCUGGAACGUCAUGUACAAAGCCUGCGAGACCAACAAGCGACCUGCCGGAACGUCGAUCCGCCAGUUCCUCGCCAUGGCCGAGCAGUUCUGUCACCAUCUCACCAUGCACCACACCAUCGAAGAACAGCAUAUCUUUCCCGUUCUAGCGAAGAAGAUGCCUGCAUUCCGGGAGGAACUGGAGUUACUUACGCAACAUAAGGGGAUUCACGACGGCUUGGAGAAAUUAGAGGAGUACAUCGCUGACUGUCGGAGUGGGGAGAAGGAGCUCCAGCUGAAAGAAAUCAAACGGAUCAUGGAUGGGUUCGGGAAGGUUUUAUGGUCGCAUCUAGACGAUGAGGUUAAGCAGCUGGGAGCGGAGAACAUGAGGAAGUACUGGACGGAGGCGGAGAUGAAGAGGAUGCCCAUGUGA